This is a messenger RNA of Jaminaea rosea, 4632 nucleotides long. RefSeq lists its product as hypothetical. The record is from RefSeq and is a predicted model, not a curated record. The coding region runs from base 1 to 4632 and encodes 1543 amino acids. Lineage: Eukaryota; Fungi; Basidiomycota; Exobasidiomycetes; Microstromatales. The transcript has a single exon.
AUGGCGGGAGCCAGUCUAGCAUCUCUAGGCAUCACAACGUCCGAAGCUUUCAUCAGGAAGCUCAAGGGCGCCGCAGACCCAGUGCAGUGCGGCGGCGCUGAGGUCGGCCAGGCGACUUGUUCGCAUACAGCCUUGCCAAAGAUUGACCUCGCCGCUUUGGCAUGGCGCGAGCGUCAUCAAGGCCUACAAAUCCCUCGACUGGCGCCACUACUCGUCGAGUGGGUGCUGGACACACUCUCCAAUUCAGCGAAGCAGGCUUCCAAGGCUAAGCAGGACAUCUCUUCCAAGUCACCCCUCGGACAACCUGCCUACUGGCAUCUUCUUACCGAGCUUCUCCACGAGCCUGCGCUCAAGGGAGCAUCCUAUACCGCGCUCUCCCCUCGUCUGACACCGCAAUCGCUCCUUCUUAUUUCAUCAUGCCUACUUAAGCUCGACUUCACAUGUACGCAGGCAUGUCUUCCAACAGCCUCGACUUCUAUCGCCCCACUGCUGGGCCAGGUCGCAGCACAUCUCUCCUCAUCAUCCCGCUCCAGCAUCGACGAAUUCUUCACUACGGCCUGUAAAAAGACGAGCGACCUGUCAAAAAAGCAUGCUGAAGCAGCCGCGGGCAUCGCUGCCCUUCUCCAAGCUUUGCACGCGCCAUUCAAUGAGGCCGCGCUGGAAAAUUCUGCCUUGAGCGUCAAGUCGCUGCAGGCAUUGGACAUCGAUGAGCUUGCGAAGGCCUCAACUCGCAUGUCCGCGCUGAGCGAGAGUGAUGAGCUUUUCGAUGUCCUGCAGCAAACCAUCUGGCAGUGGGCGGAUAGCACACUCUUCAACGUCCAUGCGCUUCGCUCUCAGCUACUGCCGGCGUCCGCGUCCUCGUCAUCGCCAAACUGCGUUCGGUCCAUUGCACACUUAGGCAGUGAAGUAGCAGUCAGCAUCCUCCCUCGCCUGAUUCGUUCGGCGUACCGCAGCGCAAAGCUACACAGCAGCGACUUGGCCAACUCGCUGCGCAACCAUGCCCGUAAAGCCGCCAAUGCAGAGGCGACCGAAGGAGACGAAGCGAUCGCGCCGGAAGUUGCUGCAAUGAGCUUGUACGAAGCCUUCCAAGACGCCAUGCUAGCGCCUGCCCUCGCCCUGACGUCCUCGCCCGACGCAAGCGCCAAGGUCAUCGCUGUUCGCUCGGAGCUGUUGGACAUCACAGUACAGACCGGGCUCGCGGCCCACCUCUCAAGGACCCCGGUAUGGUCCGCAAUGCUGCGGAAGACAAUGGGCGCCGUCCGCUCCACUCUCGAAGCUGGUGGUAUUACACAGUUGAAAGACGAGCAUUCGCUCACCAGCCUAAAGCUGCUCUGGAAGCUUGAUCAGGACCUAAUCCGAGAGCAGCUUAGUGCAAUCAUCCUGUGUGUCCUGCGCAAGCCGAUCUCUCCGGACGUCCGCUCGAGCGUUCAGAGCCUCUUCAACGACCUGUUCGACGGAUUUGCGAGGGUGCAAGAGCUGCCGGAGCUCCUGCGGCUGAUUCAACGAUCAAUUGCACAGUGCGACGCCGUUGUCUUCGACAACGAAGCUGCUCUGGACUCAACGUGGUUCAACAAAGCAAUUGGUCGUGCCGUGCGCGUUCAGCUGCCGCCUACGCAAAUAGUCGAGGUGCUCCAAGACCUGGCUACUUCACUCGAAAUGGCAUGCGACUCAUCCUCGGAGGACGAAGCCUCGACACCUAGCAUGAAGAGGGGCCAUGAGGGUGAUCCUGUGGCGCCUUUUGCCCGACAGACCAACCUUCUCAAGACCGCCCACCCGAUUGUGGCAUCUCUGCCGGUCCCUGCUGCGCUCAUUGAAGCAGCGUCUCCCUCCCUCGAACGCAUCGUCUCAGUCUUGCGUCGAUGCAUCAAAAGCGCUCUCGGCUCAGUAGAUAGCGGCAAGACGAAGCGAACAAAGUUCGCAAAGUCUAACAAGGCAGCUGGCGGGCAGUCAAGAGAAGCAUUCCAGGUCGUUGCUAGCGCUCUGUGGUCAUAUUGUGGCCUCUGUGCCGGACAGAAAGCAUCUUCUUCUGAGCAAUCGACCAAUGAUGCUACCACAUCUCGAGACCACUUCAACAUCCUGGACGACCUCUGGCUCGAGCUCUUCACCGCUCUCGCAAACCAUGAAGACUCUACGGUGCGCCUGGAAAUGGCACGGAUGCUCCUCUUCAAGUCUGAACAAGCUCUGGAGAGGGGUGUCGAGGAUCCUUUCUACCUUACCUCCGCCUCCGUCCUUCCCUUCUGGAGAAGUACAGUCCAAGGACUCUGCGACGACGCCGCUGCGCAAACCUCAUCGCAGGCACCACUUUGGGACAUGCUUGCCCGCCGUUGGAUCCUUGUCUUGGAGCACGCAUGCGAUGAGGCCUCUCUGGAGCGGCUGGCGGGAUUGCUCAUCUCGACUCUCAAGCCUUCCCAUGUGCAUUACAGGACGAGCUCACUCGCUAUUGUUUCGAGCGCCGAAUUCUGGGAGAUGAAGAGGUGGAGAAAAGCGGCUGUGGCUGCGAUUCAGGGAGACGAGAAGGCGCUGCCUGCCUUGAUGCACCUGCCUGUGCAAUACCUUCCCUCGAGCGUACGAGAGGGUCUCCUCCUUUCAGCACUGCAAGUGAAAGACAGGGGCGAUACGACAGAGCAAGACGAGAUCGCCAUUAAGCAGUGGCUCUGCUCUCUUCUUUCACGGGAGGGUGGGCUCAGCGAGAAGGCGCAACAGGCUCUUGCGCAGCGCUUGACGAGCUUUGCGACUUCGAAGAAGGCAAGCGCUAGCGAGAGCCUCCUCCUAGUUAGCACGCGCCUCUUUCAGCUUGCCCUCAAGCAUCUCAUCCUUUCCCGUCAUAUGACCGGCUCAUUGCUGCAAAGCAUAGUCACCUCCGUGUCGGCGAAGGACCCUCAAUCUCUGGGCAGGCUGGUCGAGACGCUCAUUGAGACGUCAUCGACGCAGGCGGUCAAGGAGAUUCAGGUGCCCGACCUCUGCGACUUGUCGAGGGCCCAGAUGGCUGUGCAGGCUCUGGAAACCGCUGAGCCAUUAGGGUCCAUCAGCGAACUGGCUUCGCUUUUCGACCAGUGUAGGCUAGCCCUCACGCUCGCUGCGGUGCAAGAGAAAGACCUCGAGGCUCGCAAAGAGCUGGGCGGUGUCUGCGUUGCCAACAUCUGCUCUUCCUCAUUGGUAGCGAAGCUCUCUAAGCCUCUCGCUCAUGCUUCAGAGGAAGCGGCGCAGGCCUUUCUGAGCGCCUUCGCUGCUCUUUUGGCCAGCUGCGCCGAGCAGCAGCUCGUCGCACCGGUCAGCAUCGGCGCUCGAAGUGUGUUGACCUGGGCGAGUCUUCUCGCCACUAGGCCUCCCCUCAUUUCACUAGCUGCUCUGCCCAAGGAUGUCGAGUCGCCCUUCUCCCACUUCUUGGCUCGCCUCACGCCCGAAGCAUACGAAGGUGCCUUGCAUGCCCUCAACAAGGCUCUGGAUCAUGUCGGCGGAGGCGGCGAGGACGCUCAGCUCAACCUUUGCGCCCUGCUCUACACACUCGGCUUGACCCUGCGUACCGCCCCGCCGAAGACUCUGAGCGUGGCGCAGCGGUACUUUACUGCGGCGCUCGCCAGGGUGCAGACGGCCACUCUGACCGCCGCCCGCACGGCGGUGGAAAAUCCUUGGAGCUCGAGCGAGACGCUCCUCUCGUGCCUGCGGAUGCUCGAAGCUGUGGCCACGGGCCGCGCUCUCGCCUUCCGACCUGUCGACGUCAACCUCGUCUUGUCCCUGCUUUCCAGCUUAAUGGCAGGACAGGGCUCGAGUAUCACUCGCUCACCUCGCAGGCAGCACUCCAGCAUCUCGCGACUCGAGAUAGCCAAGUCCAUCUUCAGCAGCAUCAUCUCCAUUCUAAGCAGCCUCGUCCGACUGCGCAGAGAGCUGCUCGUUCCCCUGCUGCCGCAGCUGGGUAUCGUGCUGGCGCAGAUUGCUCCGCUAUUCAGGCGUUCUCUGCCUCAGGCGUCAAGUAGGCAGAAGAAGAAUUUGGUGGAGGGGAUGCCAAGAUGGUUGACCGUGGCUGUUGAAGGGGACGACGACGCAAGAGCAAGACCAGCGAUGAGUGAUUCAGCUGCCAACAUUCCCUUUGUCCUUGCUCUGGGCGCGAAUGAGGCACGCGAUUUCUCACGUCUGCUCGAAACCAUCUCAGCCAAAUCGACAAGCACAUCCAGCGGCCCCUUUGGUGGCUCUUUGCCUUUGCGCAAUGGCGGGAAAGCAAAAGCUGCAGCAUCAAUCGACUCUCUCUCCCGCCCCUUCUCCAAGCACGCGGCCUACGUGAUCCUCAGCUACGUCCAUGCGAUCCUCCAGCCUGGGUGCUACAUCGAUGCGGCAGUGAAACGGGAGCUGCUCGGAGAUACAGCUGGCACAACCAACUCUAGUAGACGACGCGGAGGCGGCGUUGGUGCCAUUGUGGAGUCAGGCAGCGCUGGAGGAAGAGGGGGUGGCCUGACGAACUUGUGCGGCAUUCUCGGAGGAGGGACGGCGGAGCGUGAUUGGAUUCUGGCCAACGACGAUCUACUUUCUUCCGGCCACAUGGGGCCUGGAGGCAGCAGUGGUAGUGCAGAGGCGGGCAAGGCUGUCUUCAAGGAUAUUUGGGCCAGGUACGAGGCGGCGAGAUAUCGUGGCGACUAG